Messenger RNA from Mesocricetus auratus (golden hamster), 3486 nucleotides. It is a transcript of the gene Lman1, whose product is annotated as lectin, mannose binding 1. Lineage: Eukaryota; Metazoa; Chordata; Mammalia; Rodentia; Cricetidae. Gene Ontology annotation, molecular function: D-mannose binding. Bases 45 to 1598 code for a protein of 517 amino acids. Gene Ontology annotation, cellular component: Golgi membrane; endoplasmic reticulum membrane; endoplasmic reticulum-Golgi intermediate compartment. The transcript is spliced from 14 exons. Gene Ontology annotation, biological process: Golgi organization; endoplasmic reticulum to Golgi vesicle-mediated transport; endoplasmic reticulum organization. The record is from RefSeq and is a predicted model, not a curated record.
GUGCCCCUCCCUCUCCCGCCGGCCUCUGCGUCCCAGAAUCCAAGAUGGCGGGGUCCAGACGGAAGGCUACACAGGCUGGAGCGCGGCCGUUCAUUUGCGCCCUGCUGCUGUCUUUCAGCCGAUUCGUCGGGAGCGACGGCAUGGGAGGCGACGCUGCGGCCCCCGGCGCCGCGGGCACCCCAGCCGAGUUGCCGCACCGCCGUUUCGAGUACAAGUACAGCUUUAAGGGGCCGCAUCUGGUGCAGAGCGAUGGGACCGUGCCCUUCUGGGCCCACGCGGGGAAUGCCAUUCCAAGUUCAGAUCAAAUUCGAAUAGCACCAUCAUUAAAAAGCCAAAGAGGUUCAGUGUGGACAAAAACAAAAGCAGCCUUCGAGAACUGGGAAGUAGAAGUGACAUUUCGAGUAACUGGAAGAGGUCGAAUUGGAGCUGAUGGCCUAGCAAUUUGGUAUACAGAAAAUCAAGGCUUGGAUGGCCCUGUGUUUGGAUCAGCUGAUAUGUGGAAUGGUGUUGGAAUAUUUUUUGAUUCUUUUGACAAUGAUGGAAAGAAAAAUAAUCCUGCUAUAGUAGUUAUAGGCAACAAUGGACAAAUUAAUUACGACCAUCAAAAUGAUGGUACCACUCAAGCCUUAGCAAGUUGUCAGAGGGACUUUCGUAAUAAACCCUAUCCUGUUCGAGCAAAGAUUACCUAUUUCCAGAAAACACUGACAGUCAUGAUCAAUAAUGGCUUUACACCAGAUAAAAAUGAUUAUGAAUUUUGUGCCAAAGUGGAAAAUAUGAUUAUCCCUACACAAGGGCAUUUUGGGAUAUCUGCUGCAACAGGAGGUCUUGCAGAUGACCACGACGUUCUUUCUUUCCUGACUUUCCAAUUAACUGAGCCUGGAAAAGAGCCACCUACACCAGAAAAAGACAUUUCAGAAAAAGAAAAGGAAAAAUAUCAAGAAGAGUUUGAGCACUUCCAACAAGAAUUGGACAAGAAGAAGGAGGAAUUCCAGAAAGGGCAUCCUGACCUCCAGGGACAGCCAGCGGAUGACAUAUUCGAGAGCGUAGGCGAUCGAGAGCUAAGACAGGUCUUUGAAGGACAGAAUCGUAUUCAUCUGGAAAUCAAGCAACUUAACAGGCAGCUGGAUAUGAUCCUUGACGAGCAGAGGAGAUACGUCUCUUCCUUGACAGAAGAGAUCUCCAGGAGAGGAGCAGGGACCCCAGGACAGCCUGGGCAGGUCUCUCAACAGGAGCUAGAUACAGUUGUGAAAACCCAGCAUGAGAUUUUGCGACAAGUGAAUGAGAUGAAGAACUCCAUGAGUGAAACGGUCCGGCUGGUGAGUGGCAUACAGCAUCCCGGCUCAGCGGGCGUCUAUGAGACAACCCAGCACUUCAUGGACAUCAAAGAGCACCUGCACGUCGUGAAGAGAGACAUCGACAACCUUGCGCAACGCAGCAUGCCAUCCAAUGAAAAACCCAAAUGCCCAGAACUACCACCCUUUCCAUCAUGUUUAUCCACCAUCCACUUUGUCAUCUUUGUAGUGGUACAGACAGUGUUGUUCAUUGGCUAUAUCAUGUACAGGACUCAGCAAGAAGCAGCUGCCAAAAAAUUCUUUUGACCUUCAUUUUCCUAUGUAUCAUCUGGGCUAGACUUUCGCUGGAUUCAAGACAAUUUACCUCUUAUUAAAGUAAUGGUCUCGUUUGCUAUGGGAUCCAGCACACCACUGUUUAAUAGGAUAUGCAACUAAAUUGUUGUAAGCCUUCGUAAGUUUUCUCUCCAAUGUCAUUUGCGGAUUGGGCUAACAACCUAAAAUCUCUAUGAAGACUUUACGAAGAGCACUCAGUGCUGUGCACUACCUAACUAGCACUGCGUGUGCAGUCUCGCCUUGCAUUUUACACUGGCAUUCAUCCUAGAUCUCAAACACAGUGCACUCACAGUGGCUGUGUGAAACUCUGUGGAAUUGGCACUUUGAAACUCAUGUUCCACAAGUGUCAUCUUCCACAAUUUACUUAUAGUUAAAAAGAAGAAGAACCCUUCAGGGAAAUGUCAAAUUGUAGACAUCGGGAAAUCUUGAGAUAAAAAGGCUGUCUAAGCCAGUAUUUUGUUACAAAGUCCAUAGUCUUGUGCCUGAACCUUAAAGGAAUCCCAGAUCUGGGGAGUGUACAUUUUUCAAGUCCAAGGGGAAGUGCACUGAUGAUUCCUAGUGUGAUUUCAGCUAGCCAUUGUAGCAGGAGUCUUUUAAAAGUCUCUCAGCCAGGUAGUUGACAUGAUAUAUCUCUGUUUUCCUCAAGAUCAUUCAGUCUAAAGCCUCUGAGCAAAACCCUGGGCUGUGGGAACUCACCACUGCCAGAGUCCUCCAUUCUGUAGUGUCCUGUUAACUGCAGUAAUUUAAUUCUCACACCAGCAAGUACUUUACAGGUGCCUUGGAUUAAAACAAAAUUUAUUUUAACACUUUAAUGUAAUUUUAUGAUACCACUUUUAAAAGAAAUUGCAAUUAUGUAAUUGCUGAUAGGCUUGUGUAAUACUCCAUUUGCGUUAUAAUUAUUUGAAUGCUUUUUUAGCGUAAAACUUCACCAUGAAGUCACAAACAAUAACCAGUGUUUUAUCACAUAUUGAAUGCAUGUUAGUGUUUUUUAGAGUAUGGCCCAUGGACCAGCCAUUCAGUUCAUGGAAUGUUCAUUUGGAAUACAGAUUCCAAGGCCCCAUUCUAAUCCAGCUGCAUGACAACUUGGGUGGGGCUUCUGAGUGUCCAUUCCCCAGACAGCACACUGACAGUUGAGAACCACCGAAAUGAGGAGUAGGAAAAGGUGUGUGAUGGCUGUUUGUUUCAUUGGCUCUAAGCUGAGCUGCGCACAUUUUCACUGUCGUUGAGAUCAGCAACUCUGCAGGUCUUCUGUGCUUGUGUUUUGUUAAAACACAUCAGCAACUACAAACUAACUCCAGGUUGGCUGACCUCUUGGCGCUUCAGUGAUGACUUUGAAACUUGUAAAUCAUCUUUGGCUCUUGGCAAAGCUAAAGCCUGCCUGUUGAAGCUGUGGCCUUCCUGAUUGUCACCACUUUUUAUCUCAGACAGCUGCACAUGUUGAUAACUUGAGGAAAAUGGAAAGACUUGAAUAAGGGGUUGCUCACCUGCUUUCUCUACGGAGAACCAGUCUUUGGGAAGAAAAGCCGAUUGGUUGCCGGGGUGUGAUUCUCUCGAAGCACUCACAUGCUGGUUGGAGAGAGGCGAUACACAAAUUAGUCAUUGGGAAUUUUGUGUUUGUAAGAUUUAGGGUGAGAUCAGCUCUUGCAACUUUAGAUCUUUAUGUUGCCCAUUUUAAGAUAUUUCUUUUAUGAUGUUAGAGUUUAAAAGGGUUUUCUGUCCACUGUCAAUUUCAAUAAUAUAACAUUUUGUCAAGGGUUUUUUGUUUUGUUUUUGUUUUGCUUUUGUGAUUGUUACUUGAUGCUAGCUGGAAUUCAAGAAAUGUCAAAUGACCUUAUUCAAAUAAAAGGAAUAUUUUAGUAAA